Athalia rosae (coleseed sawfly) is the source of this 2131-nucleotide messenger RNA. RefSeq names its product tyrosine-protein phosphatase non-receptor type 5-like. Bases 642 to 2087 code for a protein of 481 amino acids. NCBI's taxonomy places the organism in Eukaryota, Metazoa, Arthropoda, Insecta, Hymenoptera, Athaliidae. Gene Ontology annotation, biological process: protein dephosphorylation. The transcript is spliced from 8 exons. Gene Ontology annotation, molecular function: protein tyrosine phosphatase activity. The record is from RefSeq and is a predicted model, not a curated record.
GGUAGUCGUUGCCGACGAUGCAGCCAGUAAAAUGAGAAAUGCAGUUGGCGGCUAGACUGCAACCUGUUCGGAACGUCGACUCUGAAACAACUGAGGACCGUCAGCGGGUUCGGUUAGUUGAAACGCGGGAAAUAUUCGUAUCGUCCGUAAAACGACGAUCGUUUCGCGAAUUCGAGAGAAUAGAUCGCUCCGCUCCGAUGAAAUAACCGAGGCGCCGCUUGGCUGAAAAUUUUUUAAUUUCCACUGUUCGGUGGAAGAAAUUCGCUGGUUAGAAAAAAAACCGAAGAUACGAUAGCACCGCCCGUCCGCUCGCAGCAGACGACAUCGUGAGACGGUCAAACGACGGGGGAAACGCAAAACCAACCCCGAGAUAUUUGUUGACAACACUCCGCCACAAAGUCGUCGUCGUCGUCGUCGUCGUCGUCGUCGUCGUCAAUAUCCGUCGGCUUUGUUGUCGAUAAGGAGGUACCGGUACCCCUUUGACCCACUACUACACGGGUGAUGCCGUACCCUACGGUGACUCAAGCAAAAGCAAAGAUGGAUCCAAUCCCUCCGAUGCUUAUAAUUACUACUUAAUUCAUGAGCAAAGGUGGCGCUCAGACGCGGUGCUACCAGUUUCCCUGCUGCCAGCUACUGAGGGUAUGACGGCGCGAUCCCACCAGAGGAUUCGACAGUCCUCUUUGGGACUGGACGAUGCUGGAAUGGAUCUACAGACGGCACAGCUGGGUGCAAGGGCUGGACAGGAGGUUGCCUCUACUGCAACCUUAUCCUGGCUCGACUGGCAGCUACCCUUUUUCGUAGUACUUUGCGCCCUAGUUGGUGUCAUUCUCUUCACUUUCGUGAUCCUGUUAUGGCUUCGAAAGCAAAUGUCGUGUGAAAAAGACACGGAAGAUGGAGACAGGCGAGGUUUGGUAGAAGAAGGUGCUGCGGGCCCACCAGAAAAACUAGCUAAAGAAAUAAGAGAUCCCGUCGAAGCUCAGUGGGUUUGUCAACCUGUUAUGAAACCACCCGUAGCUGUUCAACCGACUAGACCUGUUAAGUUAUCACCUGCACUUCCAGAGGUUAUGACAUUAUCUGGACCGGAGCGAAGACCGGAACCGAUCCGUAUAAAAGCCAAGGGUCUUCUGGAACGACGAGGUUCUAGCGCAAGUUUAACAAUCGAGUUAGCCCCUGCACCAGAAAGUCCUCCUUCUAUGGUUACGCCGACCCGAGAAUGUACAGCGGAAGAAUUCCUGUUAAGUGCUGGAAACGUCUUAUCGAGAGCACAACUUUGCAAAGUUAUCAAGGAUCCGAGUGCGUUGCACAAAGAAUUCUGGGAUGUUCCGAUAAAUCUGCCCCACAAAGUUGAUGUUUGUGGGUCUGGAGUUAAAAAUCGUUACGGUUCUGUUCUUCCCAAUCCGCAGUCCAGGGUUGUUUUGCCUGGGUCUGACGACCCCCUUGCCAGUUACAUCAAUGCAAACUACAUUAGGGGUUUCGACGGCGAAGAGACUCGUUACAUCGCAACUCAGGGUCCUUUGGCCCACACGAUAGUUGAUUUUUGGCGAAUGGUUUGGGCGGAGAGGGUUUCCACAAUCGUUAUGAUGACCAGGCUACACGAAGCCACAAAAACCAAGUGCGAGCUUUACUUUCCGUUAGAGAAAGGUGGCCGAUUGCAUUCCGGAUCUCACACAAUUGUCGUAAACUCAGUUGAAUCCAAAGACGGGUACACGAUCAGAGAAUUGGAACUAGGAUUCGAAGGUGAAAGAAGGCACGUACAGCACUAUUGGUACGACACAUGGCCGGAUCACGCAGUACCUCAGGCAGCGGGCGCACUAGUCGGGUUGGCCGCGGAAGUCAACUCUUCACCAGGACCAGUGGUUGUUCAUUGCAGUGCAGGAAUUGGGCGAACGGGAUGUUUCAUUGCUAUAGCCACAGGAAUGGUCCAACUUUUAAGGGAUGGAAACGUUGACGUUUUGGGCAUUCUAUGCCAAAUGAGGUACGACCGGGGUGGGAUGGUCCAGACUGCCGAGCAGUACGAGUUUGUACAUAGGGCGCUUUGCCUGUUUGAACAAACGCUCGGCAACUUGACGCCAACGUCAGGUGACUGAAAUGAUGGCUGUGAGGGUUGCUUGAAAAAAAAAGCACGCUCGUC